AUGCACGAAAUAAUCACGAUAUCUGUUUCACAGAGGGCCAACCAUUUAACCACCCAAUUUUUCAAUAUACAAGAGUACUAUCUGAAACUGUCCAAAGAAGAACAGGUUAAUGAAUCCAGUAUUUUUUUGAAUCCCACUAUAGACAAAAGUUCAAAAACCGUGUCUUAUACGCCACGUGCUUUACUGUGGGAUGCUCGUACAGGCAAUGGUUCGUUAGGAACAUAUCAAUACUCAGAAACCAGAGACUAUCAUUUCGGCAAUGAGGGUGAAUUCAAGGAUGAAACAGUUAUCAAGACUCACCCAAAAAUACCUAAAUCCGAAUAUCAAGAUGCCUUAGAUGCAGGAAUACCGCCUCCCGCCUUAAGUAAAGAUAAUACAAAAUACUGGUCGGAUUACUCUAAACUAAUCUAUGGACCUUCAAGUUUCAAUAUUUUGAAGGAUUGGUACCACGACGUUGCAAAUCCAAAUCAGCCUGACUUUCAGAACUUAGGGGAGCGAAGAUUCGACAGAUACUCUAUCGGUUAUGAUGAAUUUACCGAGAAUUAUCUGCAAAAUUUCUUUGAUGGAAAUUUGCAUACAGAAUUGGAAAAAUGUGACACUUUACAAGGGCUUAACCUUGUAACUGACGUCGAGAGUGGAUGGGGGGGGUUUUCUAGCGCUUUGCUGCUGGAAUUAAAGAACGAAUUACCAAAAAAGACGGUCUUUUCAUGGGGGUUUAAUGAGAAAGAUCCGUUUAUAGACGAACCUUCUAUAAAAAGGCUUGGCAAGAAAUGGCUCCCAAUUAUUUCGAAUAAAAUUAGAAGUACAAUAAAUAUAAUGCAAGAAUCUGAUCUUUAUUUCCCAUUAUACGCUUCCCCUGGGUUAAGCAACUGGGAAACUGCCGGUGAAACUUGCAGAAUUCUGGACUCCAUAAACGCAACAGUUUCUCAAAAUAAUCUUGCUCAAAGAAAGACAAUGGAUUACAUUACCACAGCUGUAACCUUAGGUGAUUUGUCAAGGAAUAUGGUAACCGGAAUCGUCAUCGGUAAUAACGACUAUUCAUUCUGCUCACGAAUGGUACCCUUCAAAAAUAGCCAUACGCACAACGGGCACUACACAUUCUCGAGCAGUUUCAUUCACAGAGAAAACCGAGAGCAUCGAGAUGAUAAUAUCUCUAAUUCCCGAGGUAAACCGAGUGAAAUGUCAACACAUAGGUAUUUUCCAUCUGAUACGAUACCGCCAGAGUUCUCCAAUGAUUGCGAGUUUUCUCUGCAAUUAACUUCAUCCGAAAAAAGUAGAGAUGUAUUCAAGCAUUGGAAUGAAUUUGUAAUGAGAUACUUCAAAAAUGAUAAUGAUAGAGAGGAAUUAAAGAACGAACUUUCAGAUUACGCGUCAGCGUAUGAAUCAGGAUGGUACGAAGACGAAGAUUCCGGCGACGAUGAUAUGUGA
Molecule: messenger RNA, 1428 nt
Organism: Saccharomyces kudriavzevii IFO 1802
Lineage: Eukaryota; Fungi; Ascomycota; Saccharomycetes; Saccharomycetales; Saccharomycetaceae
Gene: DML1
Product: Dml1p
Exons: 1
Coding region: 1-1428 (475 amino acids)
Biological process (GO): mitochondrion distribution
Cellular component (GO): cytoplasm
Source: RefSeq, a predicted model, not a curated record